GAGCUUUGGCGGAGAGGGGGAGGAGGAGUCAUGGUGGGGGAGGAGAAGGAGGGAGAGGAGGAGGAACAAGAGGAGGAGGAGGAGGAGGAGGGAGAGGAGAAGGAAGAAGAGGAGGAGGAGGACGCAAAGGAAGACGAGGAGAAGAAGGAGAAGUUUUUUGGCGGAGAGAGGGAGGAUGAGAAGGCGGAGGAGCUUUCUGGCGGAGAGGGUGAGGAGGAGGAGGAGCGGAAGAACAACGUGGAGGAGGAGGAGGAGGAGGGAAAGGAGGAAGAAGAGGAGGAGGAGGAGAAGGAAGAAGAGGAGGAGGAGGAGGAGGAGGAGGAGGAGGAGGAGGAGGAAGACGAGGAGGAAAAUGAAGACUAGGAGGAAGAGGAGGAGGACGACGACGAGUAGGAGGGGGAGGAUGAGGAAGAGGAGGAGGAGAAGGAGGAGAAGGGAGAGGAGAAGGAAGAAGAGGAGGAGGAGGACGCGAAGGAAGACGAGGAGAAGAAGGAGAAGCUUUUUGGUGGAGAGAGGGAGGAUGAGAAGGCGGAGGAGCUUUCUGGCGGAGAGGGUGAGGAGGAGGAGGAGGAGGAGGAGGAAGAAGAGGAGGAGGAGGAGGAGGAGGAGGAGGAAGACGAGAAGGAAUAUGAGGACUAGGAGGAAGAGGAGGAGGAGGAGGACGACGAGUAGGAGGGGGAGGAGGAGGAGGAGGAGAGGGGGGGGGACGGCAGUGACGUUGUCGACGCGGACGUCGACCCUCCCCCUAAUUUUUUAUUUUUUUUUACUCAAUCAAUUAAUCAAUUAAUC
Messenger RNA from Chara braunii, 789 nucleotides. NCBI's taxonomy places the organism in Eukaryota, Viridiplantae, Streptophyta, Charophyceae, Charales, Characeae. The record is from the annotation of a GenBank genome assembly.